Messenger RNA from Passer montanus (Eurasian tree sparrow), 6182 nucleotides. It is a transcript of the gene BEND3, whose product is annotated as BEN domain containing 3. The record is from RefSeq and is a predicted model, not a curated record. Gene Ontology annotation, biological process: rDNA heterochromatin formation. Gene Ontology annotation, cellular component: heterochromatin. Gene Ontology annotation, molecular function: DNA binding. Bases 1078 to 3594 code for a protein of 838 amino acids. The transcript is spliced from 4 exons. Lineage: Eukaryota; Metazoa; Chordata; Aves; Passeriformes; Passeridae.
CUGUCGGAUACAUCCUCCAUGCUGCACAGGGUCCAGCAUCCUUCAUGGCAGUAUCAGCCCUCACCUACUCAUUUUAUAAUAAACACCUUUUAUAAACAUCUUUAGACUGCAUUUCUUUUACUCUGGAGAAAAAGCAAACCGUAAAGCAACUACAAUACAAUUAGAGCAUUUGGCUGUGUACUUUUAUUAACAGCAAAAUUAAUCUAUGUAUCAGGAACGGCAGCACUGGCCGAGUUCACGGUGUAAGUAAAACAUUUCACGCAAAACUGCCAAGUUCCAAAGGUGUGUUACAUACAGCCAAAAAAACAUAACUGCUACAACUGGCCAUAGGUUACAAAACCAGACUUCACUCCCCCACUUUUUUUUAAAUUAUUUUUUAAUCUUUGGGAAACGGUUUGGUUUUCUACAAGCUGUUAGUCGAAAGGGCACGUAUGAUUUGGCAGACUAAUGUAAUGUCUUAUGUGCUCCUGUCAAUUUCAGGGAAGAUAAAAUCUACAAGGAUACUUAAUUAAAAAAGAAUGCAAUGUCUGUUUUAUAAAUCACUGCUGCCAUCUGCCCCGCAAACGCGGAGCAUGGAAGCGGUCUUGUGUUUAACCAGCGUGGGAAAAAGCCUGGAUCUGAAUUAAACCAACUUACUGAAAUAACUUUUUUUAAAAGUACAGGCUUAGCCUAACGCGGCACCACACACCGGCGUUUCCUACUUGGCGCUAGGCACAGAAACCCGCGUUAAGGUCACAGAAAGGCGGGCGGGCAGCGCUCCCACGGGCGCUGCCAGCUCCGGGCAGCGCCGGGGGCCGGAGCCUGCCGGGCCGGGCAGCGGCUGCGUGCGGGUGUCACAGCCCGUGUGUGCGAGGAGCGCUCGGCGCGUCCCCCGGCUCCGCCCGCAGGGCUGCCCCGGGCUGACCCGCGGCCACGCCGCCGUGGGGACGGAUUUACGGCAUCGGCGCGGCCGCGGCCGGGGUCUCGGGAGCUGCCGGGCGAUCUCUGCGGAGCCCGGCUGCGCCAGGGGAUGACCCGGACGCCCCGGUUUUGUCGCAGCCCGGCGGCGGCGGGACGCGAGUGGCGGUGAGAUAGAAGAUGAAUUCAGCUGAAAUCACUGAUGAUGAUGAAGUAAAAAUUCCUAAAAGAAAUGUGAAAGUAGAAACAGAAAAUGAAGAUGAAGCUCUAGACUGCUCAGUAACUUCCAGAUCUGCUGAGAAGCACUCACUGGAUGGUGCAGUGACUUGCCUACAGGAUUCCAACAAAAGGAAACAGACCUCCCUUGGCUGUGAUGGGUCAGGAGGCCAGCAGGAUGCCUUACCCAGCGUGAAGAAGAGACGCUUUACACAGGAGGGCUCCCUUUCAAACAUGAGGAACAGAGAUGCUGGUUCACCCACUCAGGUAAAUGCAGAGCAGCCAAGCAAGAACAAGAAUUCUAAUGUAACAUGGCUGUGUGAAGAAGAAUCCUUCAGUGACAUAAUCACUCCAUCUUAUAAAAAACCUCUCUAUGGCAUCUCACACAAAAUCACAGAGAAGAAGAACCCACCAGGAGCAGAGCAGUUUGCUUCUUAUGAGUUGUUUGAAAAAAUCAACCCCAGCAGUCCCUCACAAAUUCGGACUUUGAACGAUCAGCGCAAGAGAGACUCGGCCAUUGCGGUAGCAGCAGCCACAGCAGAUUCAGAAUCAAAUAUAUAUUCUUUGAUACAGAAAAUGUUUUACACACUGAACACCCUCAACACCAAUAUGACUCAGCUUCACAGUAAAGUUGACCUGUUGUCUCUGGAGGUUAGCAGAAUUAAAAAACAAGUCAGUCCAGCAGAGUCCGUUGCUGACUUCAAGCCUCCCCCGGAGUACCAGCUGACUUCCACGGAACUCAAACAAAUCAUGGAUCAAAGCACAUCGGGCGGAGACCUGGCUUGCCGGUUGCUCGUGCAGCUCUUCCCAGAGCUCUUCAGCGACGACGAGUUCGGCAGGAGCUGCAGUGCAUGUGGCUUUCUCAACAAAAGGAAACUUGAAUCUCUUCAUCUGCAGCUUAUUCGUAACUAUGUGGAAGUUUGUUAUCCUUCUGUGAAGAAUACAGCUGUGUGGCAGUUGGAGUGUUUGCCUCAAGUCAAUGAUUUUUUCAAUAGAUUUUGGGCUCAAAGGGAAAUGGAAAACAGUCAGCAGAAUGUGCAAUCAUCCAGUUUUUAUGAGACUGAGCAGGUGGAAUCCUCUCAUUUCAUGGAGGAUAAAGAGCAGGAAGAAGCUUUGGACAGGAGUAAUGUCAUUGCCUCAGAUUACAUGCUGGAUGCUCAGGAUCUCAGUGAAUUUUUAGAUGAAGCUUCUUCACCAGGAGAGUUUUCUGUUUUUCUGUUACACAGACUGUUUCCAGAACUCUUUGAUCACAGAAAAUUAGCUGAAAGGUACAGUUGCUUUGGAGACUCUGGAAAACAACUGCUGGAUCCUCAUCGGCUUCAAAUAAUCCGUAGGUACACUGAAAUUUACUUUCCAGACGUGCAAGAAGAAGAAGCCUGGUUGCAGCAGUGUGUUCAGCGAAUAAAUGAUGAGCUUGAAAGUACGUAUAUGGAUGGAAGUGAAUGUGACCAGAUGAGAGAUGACUGUUACGAUUCUUCUAGUUUACCAGAUGAUGUAUCAAUCAUAAAAGUGGAAGACAGUUUUGAAUAUGAAAAGCCUGGCAGACGGUCCAAAAAAAUUUGGCUUGUACCCAUAGAUUUUGACAAACUUGACUUUCCCCCUCCUGAUUUUGAUGUUCCUGUCCCGGAUUACCUGUUAAACAAAGAACAGAUUAAAAGCAUAUAUGAAAGCAGUCUUUCCAUAGGCAACUUUGCUUCCCGAUUGCUUGUUCUCUUAUUUCCUGAACUAUUUACUCAUGAAAACUUACGGAAGCAAUACAACUGUAGUGGAUCUUUAGGCAAGAAACAGCUUGACCCCACUAGAAUUAAAUUAAUUCGACAUUAUGUGCAGAUACUGUACCCCAGAGCAAAGAACGACAGAGUGUGGACGUUGGAGUUUGUUGGGAAGCUUGACGAGAGGUGUCGACGAAGAGACACGGAGCAAAGGCGCUCAUACCAACAGCAACGGAAAAUCCACGUGCCAGGGCCUGACAGGAGGGAAUUUCUCACCUAUGCAAUAAACCCUGAGAGAUUUCGGGAAGAAUUUGAAGGGCCGCCACUGCCACCGGAAAGAAGUAGCAAGGAUUUUUGCAAGAUACCACUCGAUGAACUUGUUGUUCCUAAUCCAGACUUCCCUGUGCCUUCUCUGUAUCUGCUCUCUGACAAGGAGAUAAGAGAGAUAGUGCAGCAGAGCCUGUCGGUUGGCAACUUUGCUGCCAGGCUUCUCGUAAGACUCUUCCCUGAACUCUUUACUCCAGAGAAUCUGAGACUGCAGUACAACCAUUCAGGUGCUUGUAAUAAAAAACAGCUUGAUCCCAUCAGACUGAGACUGAUCCGUCAUUAUGUGGAGGCAGUUUAUCCUGUGGAGAAAAUGGAGGAAGUGUGGCAUUAUGAAUGUAUACCGAGCAUCGAUGAAAGGUGCCGGCGUCCUAACAGAAAAAAGUGUGAUAUACUGAAAAAAGCUAAGAAAGCAAAAAAAGUGACAGGCUCUUUAAACUGCUAAGACUUUGACCACUAAAUUAUUGUCAAGAGUAUGCUUUGGUUUAGACUGAAGGGCCUGUCGGGAGCUGAGGGUUCUCAGCCCCUGGGACAGUCAGGCACUAAAUUUGUUGCGUUUCAGUGUGUGUGUUGCAUUUCUGUUGGCACUGCAGCAGUGGGAAGUGGCUGACUACAUUAGUACAUGGGUAAAGAGCAUCAGUGACAGCUGUCAAUGACUCGCUAAGAGCAUGAUAUUCACUGGUGCAAAUACAUGUAUUGAAACUAUUGCUCCACUCCCCAUUUCUGCAUCUUCCUUUUCUAUCACUUUCUAAUAAUAAAGAAUUUUUUUUUUAUGGUUGUGCUCUUCAAGAGCAGUUUUUCAUUGUACCAUUAUAAACAGUAUUUUUAAUUAAUUCGGAUUUUGAAAUGUGUAGACUAAGUUUAAUUUAAAUUUGAAUGUGCCAUUUGCAUUGGAAAUCAUUGGAAUAUUAGACUUUGCUUUUACAGUAACUUCAGCUUCACACUUGUUUUGUUUUUCAUGAUAUUGAGGUACUGGAAGUUAUAAUACUGUGUCAAAGAGUGGGUCAGAAUGGUGUCAUUUGCAUUUUUGACUGUUACAUUGGUUUUAUUUCCAAAAUCAAGAAUUUAUGUUGAAGAAUUGAGACAUGAACAUAGACACUAUAUGAAUGUUGUUUUUUUUUUUGCAUUGACACCACAAGCUUGAUCCUGCCCCAUAAAUUGUUAUUGUUUUGUCCAGUGUAACUGCUGGAGUGACUGAGGAUUGCUUGUCUUGGGUAAAGCCAGCAAAACAGACCCAAGCCUAUCUAUACCCAUGGAAUGUCUUCCCAUCAUAUGCUUGCCACCCUGUUUGUAAAAUAGCAGAAGCAACAGCGACAUCAAAAAGACCUGAAACAAGAACUUAAAAAAAUUUAGACCUUACUUUCUAUCAAAAUCAUGAUUCCAAAGGUUUCCAGCGUUGAUAUUGAAUUACAUAUAUAAAAAGUAUGUGCAGAGAUUGGUUUUGUGGUGAAAUCCAGUGUUUCAGGGUCCCAGCAUAUGAGCUGUGGUAAUGUAGCUUACUCUUUCCAUGAAUGCAGCAGCAUCUGGAUAUUUUGGGUGUAGGGAUAUGGAACUCCCUCACUUCACCAAAUUGUUUUAGUGUUAUUAGUAGCUAUUUGGAGACAUAACUGUGUAUGUAUAACUUAGGUUCAUAUGGUCAAGUUUGCAUCAUUAAUAUGUUCAAGUGUAACAAAGACCAUCCAGAACCCAACAUGAAUUUGCUGUAUGACUUGUCACUGGAGAGUGCUGCUUUAAAACUAGUUUUCUCUUUCUUUUUUACAAAAAAUUAAUACUGAUAGAAAGGGUGAGAGAGAGUCAAUUAUGGAUUCUUAAUACAGUAAAGACAGUGGUUGCCUGCAGAGCAUCACUGAACACCUUGGAGCAAUUGUUGAUGUUCUCUGUGGUCCUUUUCUGUUGUUUACUUAGAUGGGUCAUAGCAAAUUUUAAGUCAGUUCCAAUGUAAUUUUCUAUUUUAGCAUUUGUAAGGAAGUACAAAAUAUUUGAUAUUUUUACUUCAGAUUUUUAGAAUAUAUUGUUUGUAGACUCAUAUUGAUCCCUUUAAAAGGAAAACAAAGUGGUUUUUCCUGAUGGCAAGAACUAGUAAAUGUAUUGUGUUAAACUGGGAGUAAAUCAUAGUUAGUAGCAUUUGCUCAUUUUGCCCAUAUGCUAGAAACAUUCUCAGAGAAUGUAUGAAAAAAGUCAUGAAUGUACUAAAUGACACAUUGAUACUGUUUAUAUCCAUUUAAAUGUUUCCUGUUGGUUUAAGUAAUAGCAGACCAUAUUCAAAAUGGAUAUCAGAGCAAAUACGGCUAUAAUAAAUCAAAAUCAUUUUACCAAAGAUAAAGAACUGAUACCACAAUGUCUGCAUCUGUUCAUUUUAGUGCAUAAAUUUGUCAGAUUGAAUGUAUCAGAAACCAAGACUCUCUUGUCAUUGUAUGCUACCUAGAAACUCUGAAUUUUUUUUACAUGCACUUUUAUAGGAUAUGUAAAAUAACAGAAGAUCUUAACAGCUGUUUAAUUUGUGGUUGCAAAUAGCUGACCAAAAGGUAAGAAAUGCAAUUUUAUUUUCUUAUCUUAAGUCAUAUGUUUCACCACUUAGUGAUGUCAAAGCUCCCAGAAGAAUUCAAUAUAUAUUGAACUUUUUUACAAGGGAUAGAUGUUACUAGCUAGCAUGCAAGUUUGAGACAUACUGGCUUUUACUGUAGAUGUUGAUAUUAAGUCAAAAAAAUAAGUCAGUUGAUAUUAUCUAAAAAGUAGUGAAAAAACCAAUUUGACAACUUUGAUCAUAAAAAUGAUAAAUUCUAAUUUUUGAAACUAGGCAUAAAAUAUUUUUGUUGCGUUUUUUUUCUCUUAUUGCUGUGCACAUUCCUUUUGUCCAACUCUUCACAACCCUUUCAUGAUUUGUUUGAUUGUAUGCUUUAUAACUGAUAUCAACAAAAUACAGACGUAUAAAUAAUGGCAUAGUUCACUAACCCAAGCUCUUGCAGUGCAGCCACUUCAUCCAAUUGGUCAGUCUUGUAAAUAUAUUAAAGGAAUAUUAUUUUCAUACAAGAA